AUGGUCGACGGUGGCACCACCGCCCAUACCAAAAAUAUUAAUCCCCCUGACCAACAACCCCCUCUUUCUCCCCUUUCCCCCACCCCCGUAGCCGCCUCUAACACCGCCGUCGCCCCCUCCCCCGCCAAGAGGAGCAAAGGCAGAGGAGGACCUGAAAACGGCAAGUUCAGGUACAGAGGCGUGAGGCAGCGGAGCUGGGGGAAGUGGGUCGCCGAGAUCCGAGAGCCCCGCAAGAGGACCCGCAAGUGGCUCGGCACCUUCGCCACUGCCGAGGACGCCGCCCGCGCCUACGACCGCGCCGCCAUUGUCCUCUACGGCUCCAAGGCCCAGCUCAACCUCCAACCCUCUCCCUCCGUCCCCCUCAUCUCCUCCCGCGGCGCCUCCUCAUCCUCCUCCUCCGCCCAGUCCCUCCGCCCCUUGCUCCCCCGCCCCGCCCUCGGCCCCAUGUCAUACCUGCCGUACGGGCUUUAUCCCCUCGUGGGAUCCCCGUCGUCCGUACUGUGUCCCAGCGCGGUACAGAAUCCGCACCCGCAUCAGCAAGUGGUGCAACAGCAAGGACACGAAUCUCAUCAGAAUCAACCCCCACCGUCCGAUGUGAAAACCAGUGUCGGUGGUGGGGCUGCUGACCCCAUCAUAACCAUUCAGAACCCUAGCCACCAUCAUCUCCAUAUGGGAAGUCUCUACGACGAAAUCAGUUGUCUCGUAGGGUCGGUGGACGCCAGCUUGUCUCUGUCGUCUGAGCCGGCGGUUGAACUUCCGGGGACUGAAGCGGGGGUGGGAAGUUGGCCGGAGUCUCCGCUGCCACUCUGGGCGGUGACGAACGACGACGAGUACCCGCCGGCGGCUUUUCUGUGGGAUUACGGGGAUCCUAAUUUCUUGUUUGAUUUUUGAGGGAUUUUGAAGGGGCACCGGUGCAUAUGUAAAUGCAUGCGGUUGAGGUUAGCAAUUAAUGAUCGAUCUUAGGCGUGUAGUUAAUUAGAUGGUUGCAUGUGUUGUAUUGCACAAAUUCGAUCAUCUGUUUGAAGAGAUUGAUAUAACUCUGGGCCA
Molecule: messenger RNA, 1047 nt
Organism: Malania oleifera
Lineage: Eukaryota; Viridiplantae; Streptophyta; Magnoliopsida; Santalales; Ximeniaceae
Product: ethylene-responsive transcription factor ABI4
Exons: 1
Coding region: 1-891 (296 amino acids)
Biological process (GO): positive regulation of DNA-templated transcription; response to stress
Cellular component (GO): nucleus
Molecular function (GO): DNA-binding transcription factor activity; transcription cis-regulatory region binding
Source: RefSeq, a predicted model, not a curated record